UUCCCCUUCUCCCCCACGAUUGUCCCCAUCCCAAACCUCCAUCUUCUGCAGUUUCUUGAAUCUCUAUCGACAUGUGGUGCGUUGCUUGCCAUCCAGAUGGGCUGGCGUACUCAUUAGCAUUAGCCAGAGAAUACACAUUCAAGGAUGACCUCUUCCAUGUCGACGGAAUACAACUACGCCUCCGCUGCCCUCCCCUCCCUCACUCGCUCAUUGUCUGAUGUCUCCUGCACCUCUCUCUCGUCGUCCGCCGCCAGCACAUCCUCCGUAUACAACUCUAUGACCGGCUCUGUCCUUCAAGUGAGCCACCGACCGCUCUUCCCUCUGCGGCUCGCCUCGUCGCCCAUCCAGUUGUCGUCAACCUCGCUACGGCUCAUCUCCUAUCUCCUAUCGUGUCUAUCGAUAAGCGCUCGCCGUCGGCGACCACACAGCUGCCGCCUGCGCACGCAAAAACGCUCCUCAUCGUUCGGCAAGAAAGUUCCCCUCCGCACCUAUCGCCAUGCCGUUGAACAUCCUUUGAUCAAUUUCCCUCCCCAUCGGAACUGCGGACACCCGCAAGGUCGCCACAGGUACCCUCUGGGCCCAUACAGUGCGGGCAGAACCACACCCCGUCCCUGCCGCGCAUUGACUUUCCGCGUCUCGAGCCACUCUGAGCCAGCUCCUCGCGAUCUUCUCUUAGCUCUUUGGGGACCUUUCCGACUACUUCUGGGGCUUACUCUGGUGCAGCGAAUCGGAUGCUCGUAGUAUGUAUUGCCGUCCCCACCCGCGGGUGUUAUUCAUGCGUAGUUACUCGCCCCGUGCGACAAAUAUACAUACCUGACUUUACGUUGGUCA
Molecule: messenger RNA, 831 nt
Organism: Schizophyllum commune H4-8
Lineage: Eukaryota; Fungi; Basidiomycota; Agaricomycetes; Agaricales; Schizophyllaceae
Exons: 1
Coding region: 145-741 (198 amino acids)
Source: RefSeq, a predicted model, not a curated record